Molecule: messenger RNA, 1086 nt
Organism: Aspergillus steynii IBT 23096
Lineage: Eukaryota; Fungi; Ascomycota; Eurotiomycetes; Eurotiales; Aspergillaceae
Product: carbon-nitrogen hydrolase family protein
Exons: 1
Coding region: 1-1086 (361 amino acids)
Molecular function (GO): catalytic activity
Source: RefSeq, a predicted model, not a curated record
AUGCCCCUCCGAAUCGCCGCCUGCCAUGUCUCCCCCGUCUUCCUCUCCGCCCGCGACUCCACCACCAAGGCCAUCUCCCUCAUGAAACAAGCCGCCCGACAAAAUGCAAAUCUGAUCGUAUUCCCGGAGACCUACAUCUCCGCAUUUCCCAUCUGGAGCGCCCUCCGGCCCCCAACCGACAACCACGCCUUCUUCGAGCGCAUGGCCCAAGAAUCCGUAUACGCCGACGGCGACGAGAUCCAGACCCUCCGCGCCACAGCCCGCACCCUCAACCUGAUGGUCAGCAUCGGCGUCUCCGAAAAAGUCCGACACAGCAGCGCCACCCUCUUCAAUGCCAACCUCCUCAUCAGCCCCACGGGCGACGUGCUGAUCCACCACCGCAAACUCGUCCCCACAUUCUUCGAGAAAUUGACCUGGGCGCCGGGGGACGGUCACGGCCUGCGCGUCGCGGACACGCCGUUCGGGAAGAUCGGGAAUCUCAUCUGCGGCGAGAACACGAACCCGCUCGCCAGGUAUGCGCUGAUGGCGCAGGGCGAGCAGAUCCAUCUCUCGACGUGGCCGGCGAUCUGGCCGACGCGGGUCGCGGGUCCGUCUGUCGAGGAGGCCGACAAGGGGGGCAAGGUGGAUGAAAAGCCCAACUACGAUAAUGUCGCCGCGAACCGGACGCGUGCGGCGGCGCACUGCUUCGAGGCGAAGUGUUUCGGGGUCCUGUGUGCGGGCGUUCUAGGCGCGGAUGCGAUCGAGGCCAUUGCGGAGGGCUCGGCGCAUCUGAAACAAGUCAUGGAGCGGGCUCAGCGCGGAGCGACCAUGUUCUUGGAUCCGACGGGGGCGCCGCUGCGGGGGUUUACGGUGGACGAGGCUGGGGAGCAUCGAUCGGUGGAGUACCUGCAGGCGAGUGAGGGGAUUCUGUAUGCGGAUGUUGACGUGAAGGAUUGUGUGGAGGGGAAGCAGUAUCAUGAUGUCGUGGGUGGGUAUCAACGCAUGGAUGUCUUUGAUUUGAAGGUCGAUCGGACACGGCGGGAUCCUGUGACUUUCACGGAGAUUGCGGGACAGGCUCAGGUGGUUAGUGGGGAGGCUGAUAAGUAG